Diaporthe batatas is the source of this 2215-nucleotide messenger RNA. RefSeq lists its product as uncharacterized. The transcript is spliced from 2 exons. Lineage: Eukaryota; Fungi; Ascomycota; Sordariomycetes; Diaporthales; Diaporthaceae. Bases 332 to 1903 code for a protein of 523 amino acids. The record is from RefSeq and is a predicted model, not a curated record.
GUCCCUCCCCCUGCCGCUGCAGCUUGCAGCUGCUGGUGUACACUGGUGGUGCUGGGGGUUGACGUAGCGUACCGUGCCCUUCCAGUGCGGGCAGUUCGUUUGGCGGGAAGCUCGACCACCGCCACCAACACCACCCAUAACAACAACACCACUCUAGAACAACCGCCGUCUGUAACGUCUUGCCAGCAUCGUCACCAGCUUCAGGCACGACACCCGCCAACGGCGACUAGCCUUCUCUUCUUAGCUUGGGCUUCUGUGAGGUCUCUGGCCCCCCACGAUUGACCACACUUCAUCCGGCACCUGCUCUUAACAUCUGCCAACAGCAUCCACAAUGGCCAGCAAGCGCGGUACCAAGUCUUCGGCGGCUGACGAGCUCGACGAGCUCUUUGAGGGCAUCGGCGACGACGCCGCUGCCCCCAAGAAGCCCACCACCAAGGCUCCUGCAUCAGCCGCAAAACAGAAGCCAGGUGACGACAUCCUAGCCGAGCUCGAGAGCGAACUGGGGGACAAGGUCCCCUCACGGCCACACACCCCUCGCGUGAGGGACACGGCGAAGCCCACUAAGCGCGUCGGAACCCCUACCACAGAUGCUGGCCGUCCCUCAACCGAAGAGCCCAAGUCUGCCCUCGCCCGAAAGUCGGGGGAGAGCACUCGAUCCCUCCACGCGAGCUUCACUCCCAGCGCCACCUCUUCCGAGCUGCAGGACACCGAGAAGACCAAAGGCGCCGUCGAACAGCAGCAGACAACAACAGCAGGCAGCGGCGGCGGCGGCGGUUGGUGGGGCGGUAUCUUGUCUACAGCCUCGGCCGCCAUGAAGCAGGCCGAGGCUGCCGUCAAGGAGAUUCAGCAGAACGAGGAGGCCAAGAAAUGGGCAGACCAGGUGCGAGGUAAUGUGGGCGCGCUCAGGGGCCUUGGUGAUGGUAUUGCACACAGGGCACUGCCUACUCUGACGGAUAUUAUGAACACACUCGCGCCUCCAAUUUCCCAACACGAGCGUCUUCUCAUCCACAUCACCCAUGACCUCGUCGGCUACCCAUCGCUCGACCCUAUCAUCUAUGGUGUCUUCAGCCGGGUUAUGGCACAGGUUGAAGGCGGCGACCUGAUGGUGGUACAGCGAGGGCACGAGAAUACCAUCAAGUCGCCAUCCAACGAGAAGAGCGGGUUCUUCUCUGGUGGCCAUAGCACAGCUGGCUGGCGCGAUGGCCCUUGGUGGCGGGAUGUCAGCUCCCCACGUGAUCUCGGCCUGAUCAAGGGUCUGACCGAGGGCACUAAGCUCUGCCGCGCCAGCGCCGAGGCAUACUCUACCGAGUACUUCGCGGCUUCGGGCGGCAUCGAGGGCGCCAGGGAGCGCGCCGUGGAGCCCGUCAGCGAGUCCAACCCGGUCCGUAGCUCCGACCUCUUUCUGUCGGUCCAGGCCAUUGUCACCGACGAGGACAAGAAUCUCUUCGCAGGCGCCGCGGCCACCGAAAAGGAGAAGGAGUCCACCGUGGUCGAGGAGGACAGCAACGACGCCCAGGUGUGCUUCGCGGUCUUCAUCCUCGACCCCGUCCACGAGAUCCAGUUCAGCGCCGUCAGCCAGGCCGUGCCGGCCCGGUGGGUCCGCUGGCUGGACGCCCCCAGCCCGCUGACCCCAGCGAGCAGUAACGAUGGCAACGGCCGCAGCGAGGUGGAGAACGUGCCAGAGGAGAUCAGGGACAUUGUCGAGAGUGGUGGCGUUGACCCCCGCGAAUGGGUGGCCGAGUGGGUCGAGGAGGUCAUCACCCUCUCCGUCGGCGUGGUAGCGCAGAGGUAUGUGGCGCGGAGGAUGGGUGUCGGCGAGGGCGGUAUCGGCAAGGGGAAGCGAAGGAUGGAAGAGGUUGUUGCUGAGGGAGGUGGUGAGAUGGCUCGGGCUGGUGUUAUCUAAUUUCGCUUGGUUCACUCAUAACACCAAGACGGGCUCAUGUUGUGUUGCGACAGUAUUGGAUUGAUGACAUGAUGAUAUUGGCAUGAGCCUUAGGAUUCCACACCUGGUCAUCAGUGCCCAGGUGAUGAGGUACCUAGAUGAUAUGGGUUUCCAAGGGAGUCCGUGUGAAGUCUCGGGAUAUUACGACAAGCGAGUCUAAUCUCAGACAGUGUGUUUUAUUGUACCACGCAUUUCUAGGGCUACAACGUCCUCCGCCAAUUUGAGAAGACCGAUUAUAACAAUUUACAAAGGGCUCAGUUGUCCCCACUCUGG